AUGGCUUCUCAUCAAACCCUUGAAACGCCUGCUGAACACAAGCUUCCUGUAACUGAUCAUGAAAACUACAAGACAAGGACUGAACAAGUGCAGAGAGCUCAGUGGCUUAGAGCUGCCAUCCUUGGAGCAAGUGAUGGAUUGCUAUCAACUACGUCGCUAAUGCUUGGUGUUGGCGCAGUGAAGGAAGAUCGUUGGUCGAUGAUCCUAUCGGGCAUAGCUGGAGCUAUUGCAGGAGCCUGUAGCAUGGCUGUGGGAGAGUUUGUUUCAGUAUCAACACAAAGAGAUAUUGAAAAGACCUCUCUAAGACAACAAAGCGGUUUAAAUACUGAGUUGGGUAAGAAAGAUAUCAACGGUAAGGUCAAGCUAGACAUCCCUGAAAGAUCAAACUUGACCAUUUCAAUUGAACUGACUCCUUCAAGAACAAUCUCAUGUGGAAAAUCAACGUGUGAUCAUCCACCAGAGAAAAUAUUACCAACUAUUGAGAUCAUAGAAAAUGAUGGAGGGAAAGAGUCAUUGCCAAGUCCACAAAAGGCAGCAUCUGCAUCAGCUUUGGCAUUUCUGUGUGGCUCACUUUUGCCUUUAAUCUCAGCCAUAUUUAUUGCUCAUAGUACUGUGAGAAUGGUGGUGGUUGUGGUGGUGGCUUCAAUAGCUCUGGCUCUCUUCGGCAGUAUGGGAGCUCGUUUCGGUGGCUCACCGGCCAUGCCGUCUGCAGUUAGAGUUUUAAUUGGAGGGUGGAUUGCCAUGGCAAUAACUUAUAGCUUGCUCAUGCCAUUUGAAAAAGAAAAUCGUAAUGAAAAGGACUGA
This is a messenger RNA of Prunus armeniaca (apricot), 804 nucleotides long. NCBI's taxonomy places the organism in Eukaryota, Viridiplantae, Streptophyta, Magnoliopsida, Rosales, Rosaceae. The record is from the annotation of a GenBank genome assembly.